This is a messenger RNA of Zootermopsis nevadensis, 1457 nucleotides long. RefSeq lists its product as uncharacterized. NCBI's taxonomy places the organism in Eukaryota, Metazoa, Arthropoda, Insecta, Blattodea, Termopsidae. The record is from RefSeq and is a predicted model, not a curated record.
CGUUUUCAUAGAAACACUCCAUCUACAAAAUGGAGGGAGGCAAGAACAACAUUCACAAAAUAAAUGGAUUGAUGAAUCGAGCCAGCAUUUAUCAGUUUGCAUCCAGGAUGUGGAAUUGUCUGUGUAAAUGGUGCAGACGAUAUUUCUUCACUGGGAACUGCUCUUCAUAUGAGAAACAGAACGACGAAAAUAGCGACCUCAGGGCUCUCAUAACAAAAGCUUCUGUCUCGGAAACUUCGAGGGAUAUUGGCCCAGAAAAGAGUACCGACGAGUACGACCAAAAGGACCAGUACAGUUUCAGCUCAUUAUUUGAACAGCAUACAACAAAGUUAAGUGACAAACUGGCCGAGGUAUCAGCUGAGAGGGAUGUCUUGUUAGAACAAAUAAAUCUUUUGAAAAAAUCUAUAGACUGGCUGUCAACUGAAAAUGAGGGCCAAAAACAAGAGAUUGAAAGACUUCAUGACGCUAAAGAGGUAGCGGAUGCAUUAAGAAUUAAAUAUGAAGCAAUAACACGUAUAUUAAAUAAAUUGAGGAUAGAAAAUAGCAGAUUGAAAGUCAGCUUACGCGAUAAAUCACGUGUUAGUGCAGAAAAUGUGCUUGCGAUGUGUAGUGAAAUGGCUAAGUUAUCAGCAGAGAGGGACGCCUCGAAGACAAGUUAUGAAGCAAUUGCUGAAGAAAAUAGUAGACUGAAGCGACAGUCGUUGGAGACGCUCGAAGCAGAUGGUGUGGAGAGCGAGUGAACGUUAUGAGCAAAACCGUAGAAUCGCUGUUGUCUGAGAACGAGGACUUAAAACGGGAAGUUCAAAGAUUUUCUGUCAGAGAAGUUGAAGCUGAUAUAUUAAGAAUUGACUGCAAUUCAGUAAGAGUUAAAAUGUGUGAAUUGAUAACUGAACGUAACAGAAUACAAGCUGAAUUAUGCGAGGAUUUAACUAUCGAAGAAAGUUUGCCUGCGAUGCGCAAGCAGAUAGAAAUCUUGUCAGCAGAAAGGGUCGUCUUAAAGACAAAGUGUGCACAAGUUACUGAUGUGGAUAAUAGCAAAGCCAGCCAUGGUAAACGAAAAUGGGAAGCUCAUGGAUUAUGUAAAGAAGUUGAAACACGAUGUUAAUCAUGCCAAAGAGAGGGAGCUGUAGAAAGAUGACAUUGUUAGCGACAUGGAAAAGUAAAUUAAAAAACUGACAGAUUACAUCACAGCCAUACAAGAAGAUCGUACUGAAUGGAUUCGGAACCGUCUCCUGAUCAAAAAGUCACUCAAGAAAAUAGAGUGCAGAUACAAUCCAAUUCUAGCAAUACCAGCAUUGACAAUAUAUGUAGCAACAAUGGUGGAAGAAGGGCUCCAACAGCAAUUUAGUUACCUACGUAGUCUAUAAGGUAAUUUUUUUAGUUUAGUUUGUCCCACUAUACGCCAUGUAGGCGUUUGGGGUGAGUGGAGGUAUAGCUCCUCUCUUCCUUGACCUCGG